CAUUAAUAGACAGACGACAGUCGGACAUCCUCGCAGCGUUUGUUAUUAUUCCGGUCGGGCGCGUGGCGCGUGUGAAAAAUCUUGCAUCAGCUACUAUUUAACAUAGUAGUAAAGUGAGCAUAGGCCAAAUUGUACUAGAAGAGAUGAAGUUAACCAACCGGCAACAGUAUCAGUGGAUUCUGCUCAAUUAUUUGAUUUUCCUGCCAUGGAUGUCAUGUCAAAGAUUGAACAUCAACCGAAAUCGGGAAGAGGAACAUCCACGGCCUUUGCAGAGGCGUUCAGUUUCCUUCCGUGAUGCCGACUUUCCGAUCAGUCGGGCCUCUUACCGUAGCACCACAGCACGGGGUAUCGUCUUUCCUUCACAGGCACAUCGCCUUGAAGUGAGCUCCAAUCCGGACUUUCACUUCGACUAUUCGCGGGAAGAGAGACCCACCAACAUAGGGCGCAGUAACUCAGUGAUUCUUGCACGUCCUAGGCCACUUGCUACAGCGGAAGGAGAAGCGUUUUCCUAUCAGGAGAAAGAUAAGAAUGGUCCCUCUAAUUGGCAAAGAAGCGCUCCACAGUGCGGUGGCCGUUAUCAGAGUCCUAUCAUGCUGAACACGGAUAGUGCUCUGAUUGUGCGGAAUAAGCGUCCCCUGCAGUUGAUCGGUCAGACCAAUCUUCCACAAGGUAUCCGGUUGCAGAAUGAUGGUCAUUCGGCGAAGUUUACUUACAUUUGGAACUCUAGUGAACGUCCAUAUCUGCGAGGAGGGCCCUUAAAAACUAAGUAUAACUUUGAACAGUUCCAUUUCCAUUGGGGAUCAAACAGUACGGUUGGAUCCGAACACGUCUUGGAUUCCUUACGGUUUCCAAUGGAGCUUCAUUUAUUGUUUUACAAUGCUUUGUAUGACUCCUUCGAGGAUGCUCGAAACGAAGUGGACGGUCUAGCAGUAGUCGGGUUGUUUUACGAAAUUUACGACGACUACAAUGAACCACUUAAUACUUGGACCCGUUUCUUGAAAGAAAUCAUCAAUCCGGACACGGAAUUCAACAUUCCGUUCAUCGAUACGUUUCCGUUAUACGAUCUGAUUGGCGACGUCGAGUGGCCCUACUUUUCGUACGAGGGUAGCCUUACGACUCCGCCUUGUCUAGAGACCGUCACAUGGAUUGUGUCGACGAAACCGUUGCUCAUCACACCCAAGGAGAUCAAGGAAUUCCGACGGCUGAAGUCACGAAGCGGUAUGAUGGUUAACAAUUUUCGACCGGUGCAGAAGCUGUUCAAUCGAAGGGUGUUUCGAUAUUAGCUAGUGUAUCAGACGCAGAAAACAUCUAUGCCAGUUUUAUUUUAAUACUACCCCAACAUAGAUCUCAGAAUAACAGAAGUCCUGAUUCGGUACACUACUUGUUACGGGAUUCGUGCUGUUGCAUUCCAAUGCAAGUAAAAGUAUACCAAAAAUAAUCCAAACGAUAAUGAGCAUUACAGCUGACUAUAAGUUUUACAUAAGAGUUCAAAAAAAAAAAAGUAUUGUUAAGUGAUAAUCCGAAAGACUUGUGUACACUGUUUCAGUAUAUGAAUAAAUACUUUACUAUCAUGAA
Molecule: messenger RNA, 1575 nt
Organism: Wyeomyia smithii (pitcher-plant mosquito)
Lineage: Eukaryota; Metazoa; Arthropoda; Insecta; Diptera; Culicidae
Product: carbonic anhydrase 2-like
Exons: 3
Coding region: 144-1283 (379 amino acids)
Cellular component (GO): cytoplasm
Molecular function (GO): zinc ion binding; carbonate dehydratase activity
Source: RefSeq, a predicted model, not a curated record